Messenger RNA from Merops nubicus (carmine bee-eater), 635 nucleotides. RefSeq lists its product as uncharacterized. The annotation marks the transcript as partial. Lineage: Eukaryota; Metazoa; Chordata; Aves; Coraciiformes; Meropidae. The transcript is spliced from 5 exons. Gene Ontology annotation, cellular component: membrane. Gene Ontology annotation, molecular function: phosphotransferase activity, for other substituted phosphate groups. The record is from RefSeq and is a predicted model, not a curated record. Gene Ontology annotation, biological process: phospholipid biosynthetic process.
GCCUGGGCCGGACGCUGGAUUUCCUCCGGAAGAACGCCGCCAACGGGCUCUCCAUGGCCAACUUGGUGGCGGGACUUGCCUCCGUCCUCUGCAGCCUCAACAGUUUGGCCGACGGAGCCGUCGCCCGCCGGCUCAACGCCUGCUCGGCGCUGGGUGCCAAACUGGAUGAUUUCGCCGAUUUUACCACUUUUGGGCUGGCCACGGCCCUGCUGCUGCAGCCUCGGGGCGUCCUGGACGGGCUGUUGGCCAUCGCCUACGUCAUGGCCGUAUUCGCUCGCCUCUGCUUCCUCCCCAGUGGGAUCCCCUUCACCUACCGGGGGCUGCCCUGUCCCUACGCGUCCUCGCUGCUGGUGAGCACCUUCCUGCUGUCGGCGGGGAACGUCACCCUGCUGCGCGUCACCGCCGCCGUCAUGGUCCUCUUCAUGGUCGACCGGGGCUUCUACCCCCACGACAAGGUGCUGGAGUCCCAGCUCUGGAAGAAAGCUGUUUACGCUGGAGGGGUGGUGGCCGUCCUCUUCUCACCGGCGCCGGUGGCUUCCGUCUAUUGCCUCGCCUGGUCGACGUCCUACAUUGUCUUCCCCUACGCCAUCUGGAGCUGCAAAACCCAACCCCUGCCUUCGCCUAAUGCUGAGUAA